This is a messenger RNA of Lytechinus pictus (painted urchin), 6680 nucleotides long. Its product is annotated as E3 ubiquitin-protein ligase MIB1-like. Gene Ontology annotation, molecular function: protein binding. Gene Ontology annotation, cellular component: cytoplasm. Bases 4 to 1230 code for a protein of 408 amino acids. The transcript is spliced from 9 exons. The record is from RefSeq and is a predicted model, not a curated record. Lineage: Eukaryota; Metazoa; Echinodermata; Echinoidea; Temnopleuroida; Toxopneustidae. Gene Ontology annotation, biological process: endocytosis; protein ubiquitination; Notch signaling pathway.
GCCAUGAGGAUUUUGCUGUCCCGGCUGCCACGGCCAUGGAUUGUAGACGAAAAGAAAGACGAUGGUUAUACCGCCCUCCAUCUUGCGGCUCUCAAUAACCAUGUAGAAGUUGCUGAACUCCUUGUCAACCAGGGUCGAGCUAAUCUAGAUAUUCAGAAUGUCAACCAGCAAUCAGCGCUUCAUUUGGCCGUUGAGCGUCAACACACACAGAUUGUCCGACUGCUGGUGCGAGCCGGGUCUAAGCUCGAUCUCCCGGACAAGGACGGAGACACACCCCUCCAUGAGGCGCUACGUCAUCACACCCUCUCACAACUCAGGCAACUACAGGACAUGCAGGAUGUGGGCAAGCUCUUAAUGGGUCUAGGAACUCAGUCUGGUGACAAGAAGAGCAGUGCAUCCAUUGCGUGCUUCCUUGCGGCGAAUGGAGCCGACCUGAACGUCAAGAACAAGAAGGGCCAGUCCCCGAUGGACCUGUGCCCGGAUCCAAACCUCUGUAGGGCAUUGGCCAAAUGUCACAAGGAGAAGCACAGCCAAUCCAACCUGUUAAUGGAUGGUACAGACUGCGGCGAACAGGAAUCGUUGGAGGAAUGCAUGGUGUGUUCAGACAUGAAACGGGAUACGUUGUUUGGUCCGUGUGGACACAUUGCCACCUGCUCACUCUGCUCACCGAGGGUCAAGAAGUGCCUGAUCUGCAAAGAACCGGUCCAGUCCAGGACCAAGAUUGAGGAGUGUGUGGUAUGUUCAGACAAGAUGGCUUCUGUCUUAUUCCACCCGUGCAGUCACAUGUGUGCUUGUGAUGGUUGCGGAAGUCUGAUGAAGAAGUGUGUCCAGUGUCGCGCAGAUAUUGAGAAGACUGUCCCGUUUGUGGUUUGCUGUGGAGGAAAGGCACCGCCGUCGUCACCUACAGCACCUUCUCCGCCAUCCAACGUUGCAGCUAGCAACACUACCGCCAACACUAACACCAACACCAAUCCAAGCACCGGGGGUGCUAACAUUGCGAUGUCGUCGAGUCAGAAGCCGGUCAAGAUGAACAAUACUAACCUGGAGGUCACCAAGCUCAAGCAGCAGCUACAGGACAUCAAAGAACAGACCGUUUGUCCCGUGUGCUUGGAUCGCAUCAAGAACAUGAUCUUCCUCUGUGGCCAUGGUACUUGCCAGCUAUGUGGUGACCGGAUGUCCGAGUGCCCUAUCUGUAGAAAACCUGUGGAAAAAAGAAUUCUACUCUACUAAAGCAACUGCAUGUGGAGUGGAGCAUGUGGCCAGGCACUGUGAAGGAUACUCACGCAGAAAUGCAUUUAUGGGACUGACUAUUUAUGUCAGAGCGAUUGGCAAGGCAUUGUGAAUUAUACUCACAAUUAUUUGCAUGCAUGGUGCUGGCAUUUGAGUUGUGGUAAAUUGAAAUUUUGGAUGUGUUGUCAAGGAAAGGGAAAACAUCACCAUUAUUGAAAUAGAUGUGUGUUUACAGCUGAUUAGAAGCAGCAAAAAAAAAAACAGUAAUUGUAAUUUGAAAAGCAGCAGUUUUAAGUUAAUUGCCACUUUAAGGAUUUAGUGAUAUUUACUUCAACCAUAAAAUAUAAUAUAAUACAUCAAGCAUAAAAAAAUGGUUAGGCUAUCCUUUAGAGCGGUAGCUUAGCAUGUUUAGAUUUGUUUUUCUCUUUAUUUCUUUUUGUGUGUGUGUGUGUGUUGCAUGUGUGUGGAGAGUGGUCUGCGUCAGUAGAUGUUCGGGAGUUUUCACGUAACAGCCUAGAGAGAUUUUAUGAACAGAGUAAAUGUAUUGAUAAUGCCCGUCGAAUGACAAAGAACAGCUGGGAGGUCUUUGUUGAAAAUUGGUGAACCAGGGGAUGGUUUUUAAUGAAAAGGACUUUGUCAGACUUUUAUCCGACAAGUGGUAUCUUGUCUGACAGUUAUCAUAGUAACGGUGCUUCUCAGCCAAUCAAAAUCAAGGAAAGUUGUCCGAUCUGACAACUAGUCUGACAAAAAUGUUGAUGAAAUGCCCCCCAGAACAGCAGUAUCAUCUUGAGUUUCAGAGCUGACCAAAAAAUUGCAAAUUGGCUGUUUUUUCGACGAAGACUGCUUUGUUGUUCUUUGUCAUAAUGGGCAUUUGACAAUAUAUUUUCUCUGUACGUCACUGAGCAAAACCUCCCUAUUAAGCCAAACAUCACUAACCUGCAGAGUUUGAAAUGGUUAAAAGAAUACCGUACCUGGGUCAAAAUGAAUUAAAGAUACUAUUGUAAUUUUGCCUAACUUUCAUACAAUCCUUGAUGUUGAUUGGCUGUUACCAAUGGCUCCCAUAAGAUGGCAAAGUUACCAAAAUAGCAGCUAGGCCCACAAUAUUUACUCUUCAUUUACAAUGAAAAUGAUGAAUUAUAAAUUUACAUGAAAAUGAUGAAUUAUAAAUUUACAAAAUUUUAUGACUAUUUUCUUUGAAGUCUUGCACAACUUUUGAGACCAAAUUCGCGAUGUACGGGUAGGCUAUAGUGUCCCGACGCCACGUGACUUUUUAUGAGACAAUGUCAUGCCGAAAUCGCUCAUUUUUAUACUAAAAGGUGAUUAUUUUUCAUUGGUCUGCUUAAUUAAUUUAGGAAUUAUUUUAGUUGUUACAUGGUCUAUAAUAAUUUUCAUUGAAAAAAAAAAUGAAAACAAAAAGAUGAAAAAACAAAGAAAUACAUAAGAAAAAAUUUGGCUUUUGCAUUUUUUGUCUCGCCUGCAUAGCAGAGCGAGACUAUAGGCGCCGCUUUUCCGUCAACAUCAAAUCUUAACCAAAGGUUAAGUUUUUAAAUUUUAUCAUAACUUAGAAAGUAUAUGGGCCUAGUUCAUGAAACUUGGAGAUAAUGGUUAUCAACUAUUAUUGAACAUCCUGCCAGAGUCUGAUGUCACAUGACCAAGGUCAAAGGUCAUUUAGGGUCAAUGAACUUAGACCAUGUCGGGGGAAUGAAAUGUCAUCAUAUAGAUCUCGUUAAUGAAACUUGGAUAUAAGAGCAAUCAAGUAUCAGCAAACAUCUUGUGCAAGUUUCAGGUCACAUGACUGAGGUCAAAGGUCAUUUAAGGGUCAACUAACUUUGGCUAUGUUGGAGGUAUUUGCUGAAUUGCCAUCAUAACUUUGAAAGUUGAAGAUCUAGUUCAUGAAACUUAGCCAUUAUAGUAAUCAAGUAUCAUUGAACGGUCGAGAAUAAUGACGUGGUAACGAAUGUGCGUGCCAAAUUUCGGCGCGAUCGCGAGAACAGCGGCCGAGAUCAGAAGGGGGCCAUUAUGCCCCCAACCCCCCCCCCCCCCCCGCCCCGUCCUCUAUACAUCUUAAAUAGCCCAUUCCUUUUGGGGUUAAGGUAAAUUUACUAUCCACUGGUAACUUACCUAUCUUUACGAUCAAGCCAAGAAACAAGAAAAUACCUUUUACAACCAUGAAUGCCGGGUGUUGUUUUUAAUGAACACUCUAUAGAACUCGUGUAUUCAUCAACAUAAUGCAAUGUUACGAAACACAAAUACAAAUUUGUAAAUAUUGCCUUUUUUAUAGGAUGAAGAAUAGACAGAGGGGAAAUGUUGUAUUCUUUAUAUUCACCAUAAUUGAAGAUGAAUAGUUUUUAGUGCUGCCAUCACAAGUUGAUAGGAUAAAUUUGCGUUUUGUUGUUUUGAGCCCUUUAUUUAUCAACAUGACUUGACAACUGAUUUGUUUUCUUGCUCUGCUCUGAAUUGCACUGUAUGUUUUCUCUGUAACUAACCAAUCUGUCAAAAUUUAUGUGAAUGUUACAUAAGAGAUAUACAAAUUUUGCUGCUCGUAAGAUUUAUGAAAUUUCAUAUUGAAAGUAGUUGAACUGUAGGAGUAGUUUGAUGAUGAUGAUGAUGAUGAUAACUAAAGUAGAAUCAUGAUUUUAAUGUGUUAUUGAUCAUGAUAUAUUUUUAGAAAGUUGUUAGGAUUAAAUGUUAUUACCAAGUGGUGUCUUUUGGGUUUGUUGCAUUGAAUUUGAUACAAACUGAGAGCUUUGAUGGCUCAGGUAUACUAAUACUACAAAAGGGCCUUUUUUCUUGCUUUGUUUUCCCCAGUAAAAGUUGCUAUAUUUAUGUAUGCCAGUCAGUCAAUUGUCUUUAUUUAUCCAUUUAUUUAUUACUUAAUUCAGUUUGUUCAAUUAAAAUGUCUAAGACCUUAUGCUCUUAUAAUAUCUAGAGAGAGUUGCUGGUGCUCAGUGGAUAAGUCUUCGGACUUUGAACCACAAGGUCCGGGGUUCAAAUCCCACCACAGCAAACCAAAGCCGGGGUAAUAGUAUGCAGCGCUCAGAAACAUUUGUAUUACGCGUAAAUGCGUAAAUGUUGUAUAUUAUUAUUUCUGCUCUUCCCCCUUCGUUCUUUGUUUUUCUUUAUUUCUCUCUCUCUCUCUUUCUCUCUCUUUUUCUCCCUCUGCAUUUCUCUGUGUAUGGGUUAUUGCUUUUUGUAUGCAAUUAUUAUUGCAGUAGGGAUAGUCGUGCACUGCCUUUUCUCUAGAAUUUAUUGAAAAUUACAGGACUUAUAUGAUAAUCUUUUGUAGCAUGGGAUUUCUAAACGAGCUGGAUUUAUUAUUUAUUUUUAAAUUCUUUUGUCAGUACUUUGUAGCCUUGUGUAUAAACUUAAGAUUGGAAAUAUGGACAAACAUAAAUGUAAUUAUGUCCUUGUAAAAAAAAGCUGUUUUUGUCAUGUUCCUUGUUCAUGAAAAUUUAAUUAGGUAGGUUUAGAUCCAGAUGCAAUAGUGUUCAUCUUCCUGAAAAUAAUGGAAAUAUGGACAAACAUAAUUAUGUCCUUGUAAAAAAAUGAAAUGCUUUUGUUAUGUUCUUUGUUUAUAAAAAUGUAGUUCAGUAUGUUUAGAUCCAGAUGCAAUCGUUUACAUCUCCCAAAUAGUGUAUCUUCCAGUAAACUACAUGUAAAUUGUAAACAGAAUUUUGACAAUUUUGGCUUGCCAUACAUGUAGUUAUAGCGCAGAGUUGGACCUUGGUAGAGUGGACUUCUGAAUACAGGCCAGUAUGCAGAGAUGCCAACCGUUACGGAUUCGCCGUAUUUGUUCCGAUUUUAUUCCUCCAAUUACGGUGUUACGGCAACAAUAAAAAGGUUACGGAAAAAACAACUACAAUACAUGUGUAUUGCUUUGCUGUGCAUGUGUAUAUAUGCGUGUAUUGUGCAUGUAAAUGCGUGUAUUGUGUAUACAUGUAUCGUGCAUGCAGCGUGUGUGUGGCCAACGGUAAACCAACGGGAGUUUCUCUACUGAGAUUUCUAUUGCAAGCGCCUCCGCGCGCUGCUGCUGAAUACACAGCGGAGUGCAAGCCGCGGUUCAUGCAUGCACAAUGUCAAUGGCGAUUGGGUGGUUGAGCGUAUAAACGAUGCUACUUCGCGGGAUGUUCCUGAGAAACUCCCAUUUGUUCCUGACAAAUAUGGUAAAUAUUCCUGACAACCAUCCCUUUAGGUUGGCAUCUCUGAGUAUGUACGGCUGAGAGAGGAACUGACUUAUACCGUACCUGAAGUGACAUGAGUGGGACUAUUGUCGCUGAAGGUGCACAGCCCCGAAGGAAAAUGGUUAGAUGCAUUUCACUGAGGGUGCUGAUUCAAACAGUCAUUCCAACAGUCGUAUAUACCUGUAUUUAGUAAAGAUUUCAUAAACAUUAGAAUCUGAAUUCGAGAGAUCCUAAAUCAAAUUCCUAAAACUGCAUACUGCAGGCUAGUGUGUUCCCAAUGUACAUCAGUUCGUAAUCAUUUAAAAUAAUUGAUGCAUGCUGAUGUUUGCUUUAUCUUUUAACGUGCACCGUGUAUGUGAUGUCAUGAAUAGUUUCACAUGAAUAGUAGGCAUAUCAAUGAUUGACGCCUUUCGCAUUAGCCUUGUGGGAAUUGUCUUUAAUCACAUGACACAUUUCCAACCAUUCAACCGCACAGAUUAUUUGUACGAUGGAUAUGACUACAAAGUACAUGCCUAUGACAUGCGGAAAAUGUUGUGCCCAUUUAUAUUGAAAUGGGGAUACACGCACAUUAAGGUGUAUGUACUUUACAUGUAUUAUCCCUAUAUAAGCUAUUUUCCAAUAAUAUUCAUCCUCGACCGAGUAAACCAAAGUUCUGUCAUAAUUUUCUCAGCAUAUAAUGGAUGUAAUGAGUUUUUUAUGAUUUGCAUUGUUCAUAGUUGUAAUGAAUACAUGGUAAACAAGAUGCUGCUGUUUUUUUUUUCUUUUUUGCUGAAAAUAGGUCAUUUAGGAAGGUGUUAUCAUUGUCAGCUUCAAAGCCGGUUCGUCCCAAGAUUUUAAUUGGUCAUAUAUGACAAAAAGUUAAAGUAUGCAAUUAAUGCAAAUGCAUACAAAGGAAAUUAUGCAAAUUAUAUUCCUGUAGCAAUUGCACAUUUUCUUCAAGAAUAAUUUGGCACCCUAUAUAUUUAUUUAUUCAUUUAAACAUACAAACACUAGGGUGGCCAUUUUAUUGGACUCUCUUCAAACAUUGUUUGAGAUCAUUCCCACAACUCACAUUUAUUUUAAAGCAUCCUACAUGAGUGUACUAUUAUUCUUGUUAUUUCAUGUGUAAAAAAAUAGAGAUUAAUUCUGUAUUCAAUCGAUAUUGUCAAAAACAACAAUUUCCUUGAAUUAUAAUCACGGAAUAUUGAUUCUCGUAGAUAUUCUGCAUGUAAUAAACUCAAUGCCUAAUUUUGCAUUAAUGCUAAUAAAAUUUUUGCUGAAACAAAAUAA